UGCUGUUUCAUUUUCAUGGUCAGAUCCGGCUGUCCUGGCCCUGUGCCGGUGCCGGUGCGGGUUCAAAUAACGGUCCGUGUGUGAGAAGAAGCGCUUUGACUUGCAGGUCGGGUCAGAUGAUGCUGGGAGGGGCCGGCUGGACUGGUACCGGGACCGGACGCGCUGUGAAUGUGACGGGUUCGGACAGCACCGACACCACCGGGCGGUGGAGGCUGAUUGCUGCUGUUUCCGAGGAGGAGAAGAGGAGGAGGUGUGAUUCUGCGGGGACUCUCCGCCUCCUUUUUCUUCCCCACGCAGGGAGCGCGCUGCGCGGCUUGGAGAGGCGUGACGCGCCCGAACCGCAUCUCCAGGAUGGCAGGUCCUCCUGAGGGGCCUUCGGCUCUUUGUAGCGGGACUGCACCGCCGGUCCUUUGAGGACGAUGGACGCUGUGACCUCGCCAGGCCCCAGCUCCAGCACCAGGACCAGGAUGGAACGCAGAACCUCGGCCUGCAGACAAACACUAGGUGUGGUCCUGCUGGUGGCUGGCACAUUGGUUUCCAUGGUGACCUCAAGUUCACCUGCUGCAGUUGUGCUGGAAUUCAACAGAACGACUGAUUCUUCGUCACAUCCGUCAUCACCAUCAUCAUCCUCCACCUCUUCUAGACCCUCACCUCCCAGCCACCCCUCAGACUCUGGAUACCACAGUAACGGUGGUGGUGCAGGCUCAGCAGAGGACCCAGACUCUGGUGCUCAGGGGAUCCACCUCCUCCUGAGACCUCCAGACCUCCUGUCCCCCAGUCUACCUCCACCACUUCCCCCACAUAGCCAGCCCACCCUCACUCCUCCUCCCCCCUGGGAACAGGGGCCCUCACUGGAGGAGGCCUGGGGGUCUGGGGACUACCUGGAGACUCUGUCCUUCAUGGUACCUGAAGGUGACGAGAUGGCCCUCGCCACGCCACUGCCCAGCCACCCCUAUGAUGGGGACAAUGGGGGGGACUGGGUCUCUUAUGACACCUCCUUUCCUGCUCGCCCCACCCUCUCACUGUCAUCCAAACUCCCCCUCUCCCCCUCCUCCUCAACCCCCAACAUUCCCCUUCACACUCAGCCUGCCCAUCCGGAUGUCUUCCCCACCUGGGAUGAGGACUAUGACUUGGAGGACAUGAUCCCACUGGAGCCGACGGAGUUGCUGCUGCCUGACAUGAACAGUCUGGAGUACUACACAAACCUGUUGGCUCGGGAGAGGGAGAGGGAGAGGGAGAGGGAGAAGGAGAAGGAGAAGGAGAAGGAGAAGGAGAGGGAAAAGGUAAAUGAGAACGACUCCAAACCUGUCCUUACACCUACAGCAACACACACCCACCAUCCUCCUUCUACCCCAUCCUCGAGCCCCAUUGCUCCUCUAGGAUUGGAGCCUAAGCAUCCCCCAAGACAGCCCACACCUCCCCUCAUCCUUACACCUAUCCUCACAGGUGAGGAGAAGACACCUGCUCCAUCAGCCACCCCCAAGAUCCCUUCCACCCCUACUGCUCUUGCUCCAAAACACAAAGACUAUGUCUCGGUCCCAAGCAGGCACCCUUCCCGACCCCCGUCCAACACCACCAGCUGGGUGCCUCCCCCUCCACCGCUGGGACCCCCCACCCGCCCUGAGAGGCCAGAGAGGCCCACAGUGGUCACUGAGAUGCCAGCAAAGGCUCCUCCCACCAAGGCCGCAACCACUACUAAGGCUACCACGACAACAACCACCGCCAUCAUCACCACCACCCAAAUCACAGCCAUCAGCCUGACCAGAGCCCCUCCAGUCACCACACCCAGAGUGGCCCAGACACCACCCACCAGACAAUACCUGUGCAAUGUCACCAAGCCAGAAAUGUACCUGGUCAGAGUAGUCAGCUCCAAAGGCUCGUCUGCUGGUUUCAGUCAGGUCCGAGAUCUUCUGAAAAAAGACUUCAACCGCUCAGUGGAGCUGCAGUUCUUAAGAACUCCAUCCAGUUUUGCCUUUCGCGUUGUGUCGGGACCGUUGAUCUUCACUGCCAUGUCCGUCAUCAAUGCCCUCCGCCGACCGCCGCCACGCUUCGGCCCCAUUCCCACAGUUUCACCACUGUACACCAUACCUGACCUCAGGUAUCAGAUCCACUCUGUGCUGCAGUUUGUUCCCACUCAUGUUGACAUCCGAGUCUGCAACUUCAGUGAACGGGUGGAGAGAGGGCUCACCAUGGCAUACGCAGAGACACGGAAGAGAUUACAUGAGGGAGGGAACGCCACCGUACAGUUGCUGAACAUCACCAUAAGCGUGGCCCGGCCAGCGGUGGAGCAGAAGGUUCCCGUCGACAUCACGUUUGCGGUGCGGGAUGGCCGGGGCUACCUGCCGGGGUCAGAGGUCAGUGAACACCUGAGGAAGCUCAGCCUGGUGGAGUUCAGCUUCUACGUGGGAUUUCCUGCGCUGCAGAUCGCUGAACCCUUUCACUACCCUGAGCUCAACACUUCACACCACCUGCGCUCCACCUGGGUCCGUACAGUCCUGCUGGGAGUUCAGGAGCAGCUGGUGGCUGAGAGAAGCUUUAAGGCUCGUCUGGAGAGACGCCUGGCUCUGCUGUUGGAGGAGGGACUGCAGGAAACCAGUAGGAGGCGCUGGAAGAGAGCCACAGCAGUGGGCAACAACAGUCUACAGGUGGUGCGGGUCUCCAGGCUGUCAGGGGCAGAGCGCCCUCUGGAGGUCUUUUACUUUGUGGAGGGUCCCAGUGGAGAGAGGGUCCCUGCUGAGGUGACCGCCGCCACUCUGAACCGUGUGGACCUUCAAAGGGCCGCCAUUGUCCUUGGACACCGUGUGCAGAGACCGCUGGCCCAACCUGUGGAGACGAUCUCUGUCCCUCCAGCUGAGACUCAGAGCAGCAGCAUCUGGCUGAUUGUCGGUGUUGUUGUCCCAGUUGUACUGGCCGUCUUCAUCAUCAUCAUCCUGUACUGGAAGCUCUGCGGUUCCGAGAAGCUUGAGUUCCAGCCGGACGCCAUUAACACCAUCCAGCAGAGGCAAAAGCUUCAGGCUCCCAGCGUUAAAGGCUUCGACUUUGCAAAGCUUCACCUGGGUCAACACAGUAAGGAUGACAUCAUGGUGAUCCAGGAGUCCGGUCCACUUCCUGCACCAGUAAAGGAAGCCACGCCCUCCGAUGGCGGAGACCUCAACACCCCCAAAUCCAAAGGAUCAUCCACCAAGGUGUCGCGGCCGAGCCGCCGCAGGGGGAGGCUCAGCCCAUCAGACGGCGACUCGUUAGGAAGCGACCAAUCGAGCGGCAGGGAGUCAGCAGAAGAAAGCACCCGACCUGUGGCCACACCCAGCGAGGGGAAACAGCACAGGAAGACACCCAAAAAUGGGAGGAGCAAAAUGGGUGCUCCAUCAGGCAGCGGCCCGGACGAACUGCUGUCCUCGUCCUCCAUCUUUGACCAUGUGGACCGCCUGUCCCGCGGGUCAUCUGACGGCACCCGUCGUCAGGCCAACAAGGUGCAGCUCAUCGCCAUGCAGCCACGUCCGAGCCCACCGCAGCCACAUGCCCCAUCACAGCCAAGCCCCUCCCUCACUGAAAAGGUCAACACAGAGGUGGCGCUGCGGCACAAGUCAGAGAUCGAGCAUCACCGGAACAAACUGCGACAGCGUGCUAAGAGGCGGGGCCAGUGCGAGUUUCCCUCCAUGGAUGACAUCAUGGACGCAUUUGGAGAUGGUCCAGUUCAGAGUGAGGCGGCACAGCGACUCUACAGCUCUGCCCACGACCACAUGGACUGCAUCCUGCAGGCCGAUGCUGCCUCACCCCCAACUCCCACCGACUCCAGGAAAAGAGGGAGGCGCUCUCCUAGGAGUCGGCGGGCUCAGCCAGGACCUGGAAGUCUUCCUGACACAGACAGAGACCGGCUGCUCACCGAUCAGAGCGCCACCUACAGGAAAUACCCCGGACUCAACAACGUGGCCUACAUGGUGAGGCAAACAAAAUUUAACCAUCAAAUAAGCAAGUCGGACCCCGACCUGCCCCCGGACCACGGCAGCCCCUCCCCCACUGACGAGGUCUUUGACCCUGCCCCGGCCCCGCCACCCUACAUGCCCCCCCAGCCCUCCAUUGAAGAGGCCCGGCAGCAGAUGCACUCUCUUCUGGAUGACGCCUUCGCCCUGGUGUCGCCGUCCUCGCAGGGCAGCGCCGGGGUAAGCUCUGCCCUGCCCAGCCCCUCCCCUCAGAGCUGGCCCCCAAACCAGCAGUGGGGCUCUUACCCAGCAGCCCCCCCUCACAGCCCCUUCUCUGCAAGAUAUGCAGAGCUGGGGAUGUCCCCCACCUCAGUCCAGGGCCUCCUGCAGAGGCAGGGGCUGAGCUCAGGAGGGUAUGUGUCUACUGGAGAUCAGCUGCAGGAGUCCAUUUACUCCAACAGGGGGCAGUAUGAGGACCCACCCUCCUCCUCUAGACCUCGACCUGUAGGAGGGAGCACAGGUGCACAGCUCCAUCACCUGACCCAGGUGGGUCUGUCCAGUCAGAUUGGUGCAUACCCUGGGGUGGGUCGCAGCAUGUCGGGCCCCACUGGCUCUAGCUGGAAUCAGCAGCAUUCAGACCAGGACCUUUCCAGGCCGGGAGCCAGCAGAGAGAGCGUGAUGUCCUUUCCUGAGUUCUCCUCUUCCUCUGUUUUCCAGAUGCCCAGCUCCUCAUUGCGGGACCCGUCAGCUCCACCUCUCCUCCUGACCUCACCUACUCCAGAAUAUCCGCCUGAGGAUGCAUCACCAUCCGCCCACACCUCCGCCUCUCUUAUAAAGGCCAUCAGGGAGGAGCUGCGACGUCUCGCACAGAAACAGGCGGCAGUGACCAGCUACCCGUAAACUGGUUUGGACCUCUUUGGAUCAGGACUCAGCUGGUUUUGAAAGUUUUAAACCACAUAGAACCUGAAAGGUCUAAGGGAAACCAUGAAACUAACCAAUUUACACUCUGGGCUCUGUUGAGCUAGUGUACGUCUGUGCCGGUAAAUCCAAAACAAGUCUGGACCACAAUCCAUGUCUGAAAACUUGGACGUCUCUCCUGGAGACCUCCGGUACUUUACAGGGUCCUGAACUGUCUGUCCGUCACUCUCAGCUCUGUUUCAUUAGACAUGAGUUUGACUUGUAUUUUCCACUGAAGUGCUUCCUAAAGAGCAUCAUUAAUGAUCAUCCUUCCUGAACCUCUUGAUUCAGUCGUUACUUUUUAGACAUCUGGAGCAGCAAUUCAUUCCUGAACUUGUGGAGUAGAUGGUCCUUGAUGGUCUUCAACACUAUUGGCCUCUUGGUCUUCUGGAGUUUAGUCAUUGGAGAGUUCAUUCUGGCCUCCUGGAGUUCUUGAGGGUUUUGAGGGGUUUGGUCCAGCCUAAUAUUGGGGGACUGUUGGAGCAGCUGCUUUUAUUAAACCCAGUUCUAACUGCAAGAUCAGUAUUUGAGACCAGUCUAGAGUGAACUUUAUGUUGACUGCACCAGCCAGCCUUAACUAUGCCCGGUGGUAGCAAGCUCGUUCACUCGAACAUGCACAUGAAGAUGGGUGUUGCGUAACAGCAAGCAUUCUUGCUAACUGUUUACUUUUGGUGUUUUAGUGGUUAACACAUUUACUUGGGAAAUAAAAGGUCACUGGUUUAAUUCUAGUUGCUUGAGGAAGGGCCUUCAUUGUAAACCUCUACCACAUCAAACUUGUACAGCUGUUGUGACCCCCUAUGGUAAGAGAGCAGCUAAAAACAGCUUUUUUAAUUUAGAUGAAAGUAAAUUUAAUUUUUUUUACUACAAAUAAGAAAAUUGAAACAUCAUUAGUUAUCUCAAGGACACACUGAUCGCCAAGCAGUCUAACGUGAUAGAACAUGAGAAGCAUGGCAUUAGGACCUAAAUAAGUCAUUUUAUUGACCGGGCAUAGACAGAAGACCUCCUGGGUAAAACAAGGAUAUGGUCAUGUAAUUGUUGAUGCUCAUGAAGCACAAGUGUGAUAAAGUGCAGCACCACUAAAUGCUCGGUCAUGAACCAACUCAAACUUUAAGGCUCUCCAGUCAGUUCAAACAGAUCAAGAGAGUCAACUCCUCGUUGUUGUAUCUGUAACAGUCUGUCUAGCUUGCUUGUUGUAAAAUUAAUUUAUUGCUCAUAGAAACAAAUGCACAGUGGCUCCGUGCCUCAGAGGGUCCUGGUUUUGAGCUUGGGUCGGAUCUGCUAUGCAGUGGUUGUAUGUUUUUGUUGUGCUGGUGAAGUUUUCUCCGGGAGCUCGAGUUUUCUCAGUGUUGAUGAAUGUACUAGGUCAGGUAGCUUAUCUUGUUUCAAAUCAGUCCGCUAAAAGAGUGUAUAGUUCUCAACAAUUUCAUUUUCUGGUUUGAAGAACAUGCCAAGAUUUGCAAGAAGACUUAAGGCUGAAUGGUGCAACUACCAAUACUUCUCAGGCCUGACUUAGAACAUCAGGUUAUGAAUACCUUCUUAAGUUAGUGCAACCAACCUUUGGAGAAGAACUUCCUUCUUCUAGUCUUUCAGAACUUCGUGAUCGUUCCUGGAGUUCUAGAGUGAAUGGAUCUCCAGGGAAUCUAUCCGAUGGAACCUCUGCGAAGUGCUGUCCUUAAUGGCCUUCUGGUGGUUCAUCCUAUUGGGGUAGAUGGUUAUUCUUGACCUGUUGAGUGGAUAUUUCCCUCUGGACCAAUUCCUCCUAAAGUUCUGAAGUGGAUUGAUUCUCUGGACCUUCUGUGGUGCUAACUGUCAGCCUCAUACCAUCUUGUCAUUAACCACUAAUUGCCUUCCACACUCCCAUCAGCCACGGUGGUCAGGUGUCUGUUCAUAAACCAUAUCAAUGAGGUCUUUGCACUGUCGACAGCUGGAGGUGCCGCACAGUUCCUGCUGCACGGGGAUGCAAAACAAGAAAAAUAAUAUUUAUAGCUAUCUAUAAGAAUGAAUAAAUAUAUGUAAAGAGAUAGAAUCCCAAUGAGCACAAUAUUAAUGUAAGAGUUAUUACUGGAGUAUUGAGAUGUUACUUAUUUUUUAUUGCUUAUAUAUGAAAGUAUACUUUAAAUGCUUUAUUUUGAUCAAAAAAAAGACCAAACUACUGUUCUAUGGUUGUAAUCCUCUUGUGUUUAAGCUCGCUGUAGAUUUUGAGCUAACAUUUGUUUCUCUGUGGAAACGUUGCUUAGCGUAGCCGCUCGCUCGCUCGCGUGUUCAUGUAUCGGUGGCAAUGAAAAAAAAUUCAGCUAAUGCAUUGCUUUGGUAUCAAGCUUUUUGUCGCUGAUUUGUUGCAUCCAUCAGUCUGUGAGCAGAGCGCUGUAGACAAGUGGGUAAAAAGUGUUUGUGAGAGAGGGGAACUAGUCGUUCAUCACCGCCGCAAGGUGGUUCUUCCUCAGACGAGAGCUGCUUCAUAAACUCACUGAGAGAUGUCUCGUCAGAGCUGCCUGAUGAUCCUGAUGAAGGGAAAAGCAAAUAGUGAUAAGGUUUAUAUGUCCAGGACUCCAGGCUGAUCUUUUGUCUCACAUGUAGAACACGUCAGGAAGUGCUCAUUUCAGCUGUACUCUUCAGUGAUACUCUGAGUACACUGUGUGGUUCAGGUGAGGGAUCUGCCCAGGAAAUUUCCCAUUAUGUUAGCUUCAUUGUUCUCACAUGAACUACAGACUUCAUGCCAGGACAUUGCAGGUAAAGGUGUUAAUGUUUAACCUGCAGCUCUAUCGGGCGAUUAAGAGCAUAAAUAACUUUUCGUUGUUUCAGCCUGUGGCUGAAUCCUCACACUCCCCUAAAAGGUUCGCACCGUUUCAUCAGGGGAGAAAAAUAAGGUUUGUCAUUACUGACCUUUUAUACUAUUGAAUAUUUUUAUUUUUAUUAUUGACCUUGUCCAGUGAGUGAAGUCUGCAGAAUGUUCUGGAAGCUUGUAGAAGACCGCUUUGCAGACAUGAUUGUAGAUCCAGAGAAAUGUCUCUCCAUGUGGACCUCCUGAUAUUGUCUCUGCAUCUAUUGUUUCAACCUUUAGUUUCAUGUCCUGGUUGCAUAGCUGAGCGGCUGGUUCCUCUCUUUGCUGAUUGGCUGUCCUCUCUGUGGUGUGUUGGUGGUCGGUCACUCAUGGUGAAGGUUUGUUUGCAUCUGCUCUCUGCUCUUCUUCAGCAUGUUCAACUAAGUUUGAGGCUUUAGCUAUUUGUGGUGUUGCAGUUAAUGUUUAGCAUGCUGCCAAAAGAUGUAAAAAAAGUGAAGAAUCGUUCCACAUCCAGUUAAGAGUGAGCAAAGAGUGAUUCAUGUCACAGUGCCAUGAAAGCACCGUUCAUCCAAGCACAGCCGGAAAAAACACACCAUGAGAACCAUCAUGUUUUUGUUUUUUAGGAGAUUUUUGAGUCUGAAUGAAGAUGCUUAUGGAUGGAGUGGAUAUGAUGUUGAAUAGAAACCUAUUAUAUACGGAAAAGAUUUUAUCUGUGAUUGUUCUGCUGAACAGACUCAAAGACACAACACAUUCGUCAUGAACCAGAAACCAACCGCAGAACUCUUUACCUGCUACAGACGAUCUGAUUGGACCUAGCACCUGUCAGUCACGCUGUAGGACUCAGCAAUGCCUACAGGAUCAAAUGGUGCUAAUUCAAUGACUCAAGGUGUCUGAAACGAUCAGAUCACCCCAAAAAUGGAAAAUAAUCCUGCAGGUGUCCGAAUAGCAAAGAAAAGUCUGACUUCUCAGCAAACUCUUCAUAAACUUCUCCUGAAUGUUUCUGUUUUCCAGAGACUCUGUUUUCUAGACCUGUGAUCCUCAGUAAGAGUCCAGCAGAUGAGCAGACACUCAGAGGAUGAUUUUUCAUGACAAAACUACUGAUCAGCACUCUGAGACCUGCUGAAGUUUGCGGGGAUCACGGUUGCUCCCCUCCCUACAGGCCGAGCCGGCCCAGUUGCUUUCGUGGACAAAAAAUAUGAAACUGUGGAGGUAUUGUACAGACGAGACAGGAGCUGUAACUUUCCAUUCCGACUUUAUUCAUCUCCACACAACAACUGACCACAUUGUGCCAAAAACCAGCAGAACCUCUCCUCCCGACCUUGGUGUGAGUGGAGCCCUCUGGUGGGCCACCACAAAACUGCAAAAACUGCUGCAGAGCAGAUCAGCAGCUGCAGGUGGAGGUGAUGGAGUCACGGCACAGGAAGCAUGUGGUCAGCUGAUCAUUAGCUUUAGUGGGGAGAACUUUGAAAACAGAUCUUUGAGACAGAUCAUUUGACAAACAGAUCUUGCGCAGACUGCAGCUGUCGGUGGAUCUCCUUCAGAAGCUUUUAAAACAAACCUGCUGCUGCAUUGGCACAUCUUUAAAACUUAUCAGUUUCAACUUUGUUCUGUUGUUUUUGAACAGAGUUUAAAGGAUCUGAUAAUUAUUUGUUUCAAAAUUUUAAACCGAUUCUAUGUUUUAGCUACUAUUCCAGCUUUUCCUGUUAUCUCAAACUGCCCACUAAAAUAAGAGCUUGGACAAGCUUUCCCCUGCCAAAAUCAGUAGCUGUAUCUGCACCAGCAAUUGAAACUGUUUUCAGGUGUUGACCUUUGACCUGCAGAGAGCUUUGCUUUCGCCAGGGUUUCAGAUUUCCCCUCUGUCAGUAGUUUUGUCAUGAAUGAACUUCUGUACGGCUGCUCCGAGUCGAACCACAUUCCUGUUGUUCCUCUUCAGGCUCCGUUUCCACGCACCGCCUCGCCGAUUUACACACUUACACCAGGUGAGAGCAGGCCCCAGGUGUGGUUCAGGUAACUUGGUGAUGCUGCUUCAUGGAAACAGAGCCUGGGGGAGUUCUUUUAAUGUCGAGUCAGUGAGCUGGGAACACUGCCAGCAGCCUCACCUGUUCCACAGUGGCCAGAUGAGUGUGCCGCUAACCUGUGCGGGUCACAUUGAUAGGAUCUGUUCUACCCUGCCUCUGUGUGAGCUGCACCCUGUGGUGUUUCAAGUCUGACAGACUGUGUUCAAAACAUUAAAGAGACAUGUUCAGAUUCA
Pundamilia nyererei is the source of this 9910-nucleotide messenger RNA. Its product is annotated as UPF0606 protein KIAA1549. NCBI's taxonomy places the organism in Eukaryota, Metazoa, Chordata, Actinopteri, Cichliformes, Cichlidae. Bases 420 to 4820 code for a protein of 1466 amino acids. The record is from RefSeq and is a predicted model, not a curated record. The transcript is spliced from 21 exons.